Molecule: messenger RNA, 2282 nt
Organism: Juglans regia (Persian walnut)
Lineage: Eukaryota; Viridiplantae; Streptophyta; Magnoliopsida; Fagales; Juglandaceae
Product: RING-H2 finger protein ATL33-like
Exons: 1
Coding region: 124-663 (179 amino acids)
Biological process (GO): protein ubiquitination
Source: RefSeq, a predicted model, not a curated record
GGACCCCACCGCCGACAUGUAAACGUCGGUCGAUCUUCUCUAAGCUGCUUAGAAAAACCAAAAGGGGAUGUGAAACAGAGAGCAUAACCUCGUUUGGUAACCACUCGAUCGUCUCCAUCAAAUAUGACGAGCGCAUCCGCCAAUUUCGACGUACCACCUCCUCCCCUCCCUGCACCGCCCCGCAGCGUGGAUUUGUCCCCUCUUAAAUUCGUUCUCGCUCUUGUUGCCGUUUUCACCGUCCCCGCCUUGGCAUACACCUUUUUUUUCUCCGUCAAAUGCCCUCUCAACCCUUUUCGACUCCGCCACCGGAGCUCCUCAGGCAGACACUCCAUAGAGACCGAUGGAAAUAUCAGCAACAGAGAGGUGGUUCCGGUUCCGGAUGUAAAGUUGGAGAAGGAAACCCGUGUCGAAGAUGUUGGCGCCGGCGGUAUGUGCAUCGUGUGUUUGUCUGUGCUUGGAGAUAACGGGAAGGAAGUGAAGCAGCUGAGUGCGUGCAAGCACUCAUUCCACGCUACUUGUAUUGAUAGGUGGCUCAAUAAUAAACCUAAUUGUCCGGUUUGUCGAGCUCCUUUUGCCGGUAAGCGUCCUGAUGGCACGGGCGGCUCGGCCGGUGAUGAAGACAGCCGGCAAGGUUUGCCGCGGGAUGCCUCUGAGCUGGUUUGACAUCAUGUAUAGCUAGAUUCUAGAGGUCUUUGUGUCUUUGUUUCUUGGGAGAUUAAAGAAUCUGUGAUAUGCUUGGGCAUGCAGAGCAAAAAAAGGAUGGGCAAUCAACCGUUUGCUUUUCUCCAAUUCACCGACAAAGUUGUAGCAUUUAAUUAAGAUUUUAGGCAUCAGCCAAUGUUUGACAUCAGCCAACGCACACCUUACGUGGCCUAAGUAAUUUUUUUUCCCUCCUUAUCCCUGCUGCACGUUCCCCUCUCAACUCUCACCCAUUUGAAAUUCGAGAUCCUCUCCCCCAUCCCCACCCACAGCGUCGCGCAUCCUCUCCCCCAACCCCCCUAAUCGCCCAUCUUCUGCAAUGGCUGCCCCGUCGCCGUCGACCCUCCCUCUGCCCAGCAAUCCCUCCAUUCCUUUACAUUUCCCCCAAAAUGUAUAUCAGCGACCUGCAAUUCUAGGUUAUUAUUUCUGCUGAAGAGAUCUACGGCCACUGCAGAGGUAUUUAUUCUUAUAAAUACUCUAGGGUUUGUGACAAAUUUGAAAUUGUAUGGUUUACUCCAUCUCUGUUUUUCUAUGUGAUUCAUAGGGUUUAGGCAUACAUUUUGAAGUCUGAUGUCUUUUUUAUCCUCAUUUGAAGUCUGAUGUCUUUUUCAAACUAAACUUGUAUGUAUACGAUGAAGAAAGUUUCUAACUUCAUGUUAAUAGAUUGAUGAAAAUUAUGUAAUUGUAUACUGCUUUCUUUAGUAAUCAUUGAAGUAACCAAGUCUAUGAAGUUCAUGCAUGUAAAUUGACCAAGUAUUUUGUGAAUUUUCAAGUCAUUCAAUUUACGGUUUUGACUCUUGUACCAAUUAUUGAACUAUAAAGAGUCCAAGUUAAUUGAGUUGAAGUUCAAUAAAUGUUUUGAUGUGAGCCUAGAAGUUUUAACAUGAAAUAGUUAUUACGCCAAAGGAAAGUACCAUGUUGGAAUGAAUUAAAAAGAUAUCACGUUGCUAUUAAUUGAAGAUAUUGACCACUAGAAAAAUUAUAGCUUAUAUACCGUUUGUUAGCUAGAAGUGUUGGUCCAGUUCUCUCUCAUUGCCUUCUAAGAAAAGAUUACAUUAACAAAGCUUAGACCUUCCAUGGAAAUGCAUUUAGAAUAUUAUUUGUUGCUCAGGUUCCGAAUUUUAUUAGGAUGUUAUAAAGAUGUACUAGAAGAUACCAUAUACGUUUUAGAGCAGAGCUGUGAUAUUGUUUGGGAGGUUGAAAUUACAUAACAACUUAUUGAGUCUUAAAGUCAAUUCAAUAUGAUUUUAGCACUUUUAAAAGCCUGUAACAAAAACUCUAAGAGACAAUUUCCUGUGAUACACAGAUUGCUAGCGUAGUAACCUUUAAUGAAAACUCUUAUAUUUCACUUAUAAUUAGUACACUGUACAACUGAUAAUGACCAUCUCAUUAGCCAUCAAUUUCAUUUACAAACAGAUCUUCACUCAUUUUUAAAGAACGACCUACAAUGGCCUCGGGAAAGUAAUCUUGACAAUAUCAUGCAGUUGGGAAUUGUUUAUAAAUGCAGUAUGGAGUUUUGGAGAUUAACCUGUUUGUGAAAUGUCGGUCUUGAUAUUGCAAUUAACUUAUUGAAUUAGACUUUA